CUUGACUAGAUAAGUCGUUCCUGCUUUUGGACGAGACAUUUUAUUUUAAUUAAUUAAUUAUUUCUAGUGAGGCUAAUAUAAUUUAAAACUAUGGAUUCUGACCUUUUUGAUAUAUCUAUAGUUAUUGAUCGUUUCAAAAAAGCAUCCACAAGUGAGGAUGAUGUCUUAUUGGAGUAUUAUAUUGAGGCAUUUAAAGAAAUCUUGAAGUUCUUUAAUGCUAUGGGUACAAUUUUUGGAUUUGUAUCUUCAGAUAUCAAAGUUAAAAUUGGAAUUCUUGAGGAGUUUAGAUUAAAUAAAGAAGUUUGUGAUAAGUUUUUAUCUGUUAAAUCUAUGAUGGAUUAUGAAAUGUCAGCCGAAUUAUUGCAAAAGAAAGAUUAUGUUUCUGGCUGUAGAACACUUUUGCGUUUACAUAGAGGUUUGGACUUUACACGAAACUUUCUACGAAAACUUGCAGAAUUAAAUCCCGAUGAUAAGACGAGUGAUGCAUGUAAAGUCUCUUAUCAGGACACAUUGGCUCCUUAUCAUCCAUUUCUAAUAAGAAAGGGUGCUAAUUUAGCAAUGUAUGCUUUACCCACCCGUGAUGUUUUGCUUACUAAAGUUUGUAAAGAUGUUGGUUCAGCCGUUAAGGCACUUCCUGAAAUGCUUCAGUUUACUGAUGUCGUUUAUGAUCGAAUUCAAGCUCUUUACAAAUUGAAUGACCUUCUAGCUCUUCCAUAAACAGCUUCAACUAUACUUACUUGUCAUUUGCUGAAAACUGUUUAAUAAGAACUUUAAAUCAAACGUUUUGCUCAAUGCGAAUAUCAAAAAAAGUAGAUAUAUGAUUUUUUGAACUAAG
Chironomus riparius is the source of this 835-nucleotide messenger RNA. NCBI's taxonomy places the organism in Eukaryota, Metazoa, Arthropoda, Insecta, Diptera, Chironomidae. The record is from the annotation of a GenBank genome assembly.